AUGGAUAGAAAAGGCAUCGGAAUCGGGAAUAAUUACGCGCGAAUCCGGCCUAAAAUUGCCCCAAAAGUCGAUGAUGAACAAAAACAAUUGGCUAAUUUGGGGCAGACGAAUAUCUAUCCCCAGCAUCUGAAUCAUCAAGAGGAUUUUAAAAAAGUCUCGAUUGUCGCUCCAAUUCUCCUUGAUACCCAAGGUACAGCCCAAGAUGAGGUAGAUAAACAACCGCAGGCAACAAUUCCAGGAAAGAAGCAACUCACUCUUCAACAGCAACUUCAUGUGGAUCUUAUUCUUUGGAAAGAAGCGCACAAAAAUGAAUCUUGGGAAAAUGUCGCAAAUAGAUUCGGUAUUCCGCGAAAUCAAGCUCAAAGUAUAUACUACAAAAGAAAAGAACUAAUGGCUUCGAUAAAGCAUGGAGAAUUUUACAAAACUGAGAGAAAACAGACAAAGAAACCCAAAGCGAGCAUUGAUGUCAAAUUGAGCUCAAAAAGUCAAGUCAUCAAAUUGAAUGUCUCAAGUUGUUAUGCACCAAUCGCGCCUAAAAUUGCUCCGAAAAUCCAGAAUGAUGGAAAUUAUUCGGUACAAUCCACACAGUCGAAUGUCAGUCACCAAUAUUAUCUUGAUGCUGAAGGAAUUAUGCAAAAAGCCUCUGUAGGUCAUCCCAUUUUUGUUGGUCCCGAUGGCAAAGUACUCCAAGAAACAAAGGAUAAAGAACCCAGACCUCACGGCGGAAAACGGAAUCGUCUGACCGUACAACAGAAACUGGACAUUCUCCUUUGGAAAGACGAACAUCCAGAAGAUAAUGCAGCGAUGAUCGCAAGAAGAUUUGACAUUCCUUCAUCCACUGUACACUGCAUUUUCAAACAAAGAGCGAAAAUUAUGGAAUCGAUGAAACAUCCUACAUUCGGAAGUCUCAAAAAACUUCUUCCUGAAACCAGCAUCAAAAUGAAAAAAGCGAGAAUAAAAGCGAAUUUGCCUGUUGCUGAUCAUGUAAAACAAGAAGUUGAAGAAUUCCAAGCGAAAAGAAGAGAACGCGAAAGAAAGAAAGGCCCAAGAACAUGUGUUCGUGACGGUCGAAGGAGAAUAACGCUAGCUGAAAAAGCUGAAAUGAUAAAAUUUUGGGAAGAAGAAAAGGCGAAAGACCCGAAUUUAACCCACCAAAUGGCGGGGAAAAUGUUGGGUCUAAACAAUGCUACGUUGAGAAGCAUGAUCAUCAUCAAAGACGAAAUCAAACGCGCUCUUCUCAUUCCCGAAACAGCAGACAUGAUUUCCAUUCCCCAAGAAAAACGCCUCCGUCAAAUGUUUGAAGAUGCGGAAGUCGAAUUCCCUCCUUUGCCCGAGAAAGAGCCUGAGCCAGAACCUGACAUUCCACUCGACUAUGAAUUCACAAUAUCAGCCGCUGAUAUAUCGAAGCUAAUUACGCAGGUCCUGAGCAAAUCCGAAUUCGAUGCUGCAGCGCAAAUGCACUUUGUGAUGAAUUUUCGGGAGCUCGUCGAAACUACCAAUAAAAUUCCAGUCCCUUCUGGAGAGAAGUUUCUUCCAAAAUUUAUUCAGAAGACGAGUCGAGAUGUUGCUGAUCUAGAUAUGAUGGACCUCGAAGACGAUGAAAUUGUUUCUUGUGACGAAGAUGACUUCUAA
Molecule: messenger RNA, 1632 nt
Organism: Oikopleura dioica
Lineage: Eukaryota; Metazoa; Chordata; Appendicularia; Copelata; Oikopleuridae
Source: the annotation of a GenBank genome assembly